GUUUCAUAGAUUUUAGCACAAAUUUCAGAAAUAAAAACAUGGCAGGUGUUGGGAAAAUCUGAUUAAAACUGUCAAAUCUGAUAAAGGUUAUUUAAAUAUUUAGCCACAACGAGAGAGAAAUGGAUUGGAUUCACAAAAUAAAUAUUUUAAUUUCCGGAGGGGGGGGGGGCUCACAGAUUAUCCUUAAAAGUAUCGUGCCCCCAUCAUGAACGCGUCAAUAAAAUUGCGUCAAAAUGUGCAAAAAUGUGCAAUUUUAUCCCCGCGCCCCUCGUGCCUCCUUCGUGCUUUUCCGUUCAUCUCCGUCGAGCGAGUCGUGUUGUUGUUGCUCGGGCGGCCACUCGGAGGGAGCGACGAUGAUUGACAAUAAUGGCGGCGGGUUUAUUCUGACUUGGCUCCAGCAGGGGGGGUAGGGAGAGGGGAAGACGAGACAGAGGAGCGUCUGCGUGGCCGACAAAGCCAAAACACCUCCAGGUGAAGAAUCCGCGCGGGCACGAAACAAUUUGGAUGGGGAGCGAGUGUAAGCGCAAAAGAUUUUGGCUCGUGCAAAGGGGAUUUGGGGCUAGCUUAGCAUUGAGGCUCUUUUUUUUUUUUUUGCUUGCUAAGUUGAAGAGGUUAGCAUUCUUGAGGCGGCGAGGGUCAGCUAAGCAAACAAUGUCGCCGCUUCGCCAGCUUUCCUCGUAAAUACGUUCCCCAAUUUCCAAGGCAGCUCGACGAAUGCAGCGUUUGUUUGGCAAAAGAAGAGCCGACACCUCCUUGAGCAGUUUAGCGGGGCCGUGUGGCUUCUGCUGUGGACAUUCAAAAACUGCCCGCCCGCCUCUGCCUCUGCCGCCGCCGCCUCCGCUUGGUAGCCAGCUCGCACGGCUAGCUCGCUAACUCCAAAAGAUUCGUUUUUCGUUUCUUUUUUGUUUUUGUUUUUAUUCCUCCCACUCGUCUUCGUUUCGUAAAUGACCACCGGCAGGAACAACCGAGCCAUGAUGGAAGGAGUCGGAGCGAGGGUGGUCCGGGGACCCGACUGGAAGUGGGGCAAGCAGGACGGCGGAGAGGGGCACGUCGGCACCGUCAGGAGUUUUGAAAGUCCCGAGGAGGUGGUGGUCGUCUGGGAUAACGGCACCGCUGCCAACUACCGUUGUUCUGGAGCCUACGACGUGAGGAUAUUGGACAGUGCUCCGACAGGCAUCAAGCACGACGGAACAAUGUGUGACACCUGCCGUCAGCAGCCCAUCAUUGGCAUUCGCUGGAAAUGCGCUGAGUGCACCAAUUACGACCUCUGCACAACCUGUUACCAUGGCGACAAACAUCACCUGAGACACCGCUUCUACAGGAUCACCACCCCGGGCAGCGAGAGAGUGCUCCUGGAGUCGAGACGCAAGUCGAAGAAAAUCACUGCCAGAGGGAUCUUCACUGGCGGCCGGGUAGUGCGAGGCGUCGACUGGCAGUGGGAAGACCAGGAUGGAGGCAACGGAAGGCGAGGAAAGGUGACUGAGAUUCAGGACUGGAGCGCAGCCAGCCCUCAUAGCGCUGCCUACGUACUGUGGGACAACGGGGCCAAGAACCUUUACCGUGUCGGUUUUGAAGGAAUGUCGGACCUGAAAUGCGUUCAGGACGCCAAAGGAGGUUCCUUUUAUAGAGACCACUGUCCUGUGUUGGGCGAGCAGAAUGGCAACAGGAACCCCGGCGGUCUUCAGAUCGGUGACCUAGUCAACAUCGACUUGGACCUGGAAAUCGUCCAGUCGCUGCAGCACGGCCACGGCGGCUGGACCGACGGCAUGUUCGAGACGCUCACCACCACCGGCACGGUGUGCGGCAUCGACGAAGACCACGACAUCGUGGUGCAGUACCCCAGCGGGAACAGGUGGACAUUCAACCCCGCCGUACUAACGAAAGCCAACGUGGUACGCAGCGGCGAAGUAGCCGCUGGGGCGGAGGGAGGAGCUUCCCAGUUCCUGGUGGGCGACCUGGUCCAGAUUUGCUAUGACAUUGACCGCAUCAAGCUGCUCCAAAAAGGCCACGGAGAAUGGGCUGAGGCCAUGCUUCCUACCCUGGGGAAGGUGGGCCGCGUGCAGCAGAUCUACUCCGACAGCGACCUGAAGGUGGAGGUGUGCGGGACGUCGUGGACGUACAAUCCCGCCGCCGUCACCAAAAUUGCUCCCUCGGGCUCCGCUGUCAGCAAUGCAUCCGGAGAGCGUCUCUCCCAGCUGCUGAAAAAACUGUUUGAGACGCAGGAGUCCGGCGACAUCAAUGAGGAGCUGGUGAAGGCGGCGGCAAAUGGAGAUCUGGCAAAGGUGGAAGACAUUUUGAAGAGACCCGAUGUUGACGUGAACGGCCAGUGUGCUGGACACACGGCCAUGCAAGCAGCCAGCCAGAACGGUCACGUGGACGUUCUCAAGCUUUUGCUCAAACAUAGUGUUGAUCUCGAGGCGGAGGACAAAGACGGGGAUCGGGCGGUGCACCACGCUGCCUUCGGUGACGAGGGCUCAGUCAUUGAGGUGCUGCAAAGGGGCGGUGCCGACCUGAACGCUAGGAACAAGCGCAGGCAGACGCCGUUGCACAUAGCUGUCAACAAGGGACACCUGCAGGUGGUCAAAACGCUGCUGGACUUUGGCUGCCACCCCAGCCUCCAGGAUUCAGAGGGCGACACACCCCUGCACGAUGCCAUCAGCAAGAAGCGGGACGACAUGCUGUCCGUGCUGCUGGAGGCGGGCGCCGAUGUCACCAUCACCAACAACAACGGCUUCAAUGCCUUGCACCACGCCGCUCUGCGAGGGAACCCAAGUGCGAUGCGUGUGCUGCUAUCCAAGCUGCCCAGGCCCUGGAUCGUGGAUGAGAAAAAGGAUGACGGCUACACCGCCCUGCACUUGGCGGCCCUCAACAACCACGUGGAGGUGGCGGAGUUGUUGGUUCAUCAGGGGAAUGCCAGCUUGGACAUCCAGAACGUCAACCAGCAGACAGCCUUACACCUGGCGGUUGAGCGCCAGCACACUCAGAUUGUCAGACUGCUAGUGCGAGCAGAGGCCAAGCUGGAUGUCCAGGACAAGGAUGGGGACACACCGCUCCACGAGGCACUGCGACACCACACGUUGUUCCAGUUGCGGCAACUACAGGAUAUGCAGGACGUCAGCAAAGUGGAGCCCUGGGAGCCCUCCAAGAAUACGUUAAUUAUGGGCUUGGGCACCCAGGGGGCAGAGAAGAAGAGCGCAGCGUCCAUCGCUUGCUUCCUGGCCGCCAAUGGAGCCGACCUGACCAUUCGUAACAAAAAGGGCCAGUCGCCUCUGGAUUUGUGUCCUGACCCCAGCCUCUGCAAGGCGCUGGCCAAAUGCCACAAAGAGAAGAGCAGCGGCCAAGUGGGCACGCGCAGCCCAUCUCUGAACAGCAACAUGGAGUCCUUGGAGGAGUGCAUGGUGUGCUCCGAUAUGAAGAGAGACACUCUCUUCGGUCCGUGCGGCCACAUCGCCACAUGCUCCCUCUGCUCGCCGCGUGUCAAGAAGUGUCUCAUCUGCAAAGAUCAGGUCCAGUCACGGACCAAGAUUGAGGAGUGCGUGGUGUGCUCUGACAAAAAGGCGGCUGUGUUGUUCCAGCCCUGCGGCCACAUGUGCGCUUGUGAGAACUGUGCCAGCCUCAUGAAGAAGUGCGUACAGUGUCGGGCUGUGGUGGAGCGCCGUACCCCCUUCGUGCUUUGUUGUGGGGGGAAAGGUAUGGAGGAUGAUGAUGAUGCCGCAGAUGAUGAUGAUGAUGAUGAUGAUGUGGAUGAUGAUGAUGAUGACAUUACAGGGAGCUCAAACUCUAUGGCAGGGGGAUCGCAGGAUCUUCUCCAGCCCAACAAUCUGGCACUAAGUUGGUCUAGCGGCAACAUCCCCGCCCUGCAAAGGGACAAGGACAACACCAACGUCAACGCUGACGUUCAGAAGCUCCAGCAGCAGCUCCAGGACAUCAAGGAGCAGACGAUGUGCCCUGUGUGUUUGGACCGGCUGAAGAACAUGAUCUUCAUGUGCGGCCAUGGCACCUGUCAGCUGUGCGGCGACCGCAUGAGCGAGUGCCCCAUCUGCCGCAAGGCCAUCGAGCGCCGCAUCCUUCUCUAUUAGACUCAUAAACGCCAGACUUUCCCCACCCUCACGCCCACGAACGCACCACCAGCCACCAAAGCGCAUCCCUGACUUGUCUUGGCACAACAUUGAGAAAAUAUGGAUUGGACCUCCACUUUCUCCUGCCGCUGGAACUUCUCUCAAACUUGAAAGGCACGUGUCUUCAAUCUCACCCUGGGAGUGACUGAGUAUGAUGAAAUAAGUAUGAUGAGUAUGUGCCCCGCGCCAUUCUACCCCCGCCCACACACACACACACCACCACAAAAGCCAAGUUUUAUUUUCAUUAUUCCUCGUUAUGCAAGCGUGGAGUUGAAGUCAUUUUUUUCUCUGUAACAAACAGUGUGACAACUUUCACGGUUCUGAGAGUAUUUUUUUAGGAGGCAGAGGAAGCGAGGUCGCCUGGUUCCGAAUCAGCAACUUCGGCGGGUCCACAUUGAUUUCUGUGGGGAGACAGGUAGAACACCACCCGGUUAACUAGAUAUCCAAAAACAUUCAUUCAGUCAUUUCCACUCUUGUGCGACGCGCGUUGUUGACGUAACCAUUUGCUUCCAAAAAUCUGCUCGUCCGACGGGGGGGUUUAAGGUGCUCUUUGUCUUGUAUUACAUUAAUUUAAGUCAAUUUCCGCUCAAAAAGUCAGCAUUUAUCGAAAUAGAGUCAUCUCUAUUAGAACUUUUAGGUGGGAUUGUAGAUAAAUUAUUUUGUAUUGCUGCCCGAAAGGAAAAAAAUAGGAUUUGUUAGGUGUCUUUGCCUUUCUAAUAUGUAGCCUCAACAAAAAGAAAAAAAGUCUGCUUUAAUAGUCAUACUUAUUUUUGUGUGUCUUGCAUACAGACACUUGUGUGUUCUUUGUUGUAAAUUGUGGGGGUUGGGGGUUAAUUGACAACCAUUUCAAGUAUCAUCUCAUCAGUGUUUUAUUUUUUAGGGGAACUAAUGUUUGUUUGAAAGGCUGCAAACCCACUAACAAGCAUCCUUUAUUUUGGAGACUGCAACUUUUUUUUUGUUUUUGUUUUCUAAUUCCAUGUUUUUUUCAACGACGACACCAAACUCUUAGCAGUGUUGUCUUGUUUUGCUGUUCUGAAAAAAGACAAAUUUUCUGCUUAAUUCAGUCCUGUCGGAAAUGUACUGUCUGUAACUCCUUGGGCAUGAAUGAACGUCUCACAUACGCGUUACAAAGUGUAUGAUGGAAUUUUCGUCACUGUACCGCAAACAAGUGCUUUGAAAACAAACCACACAGAUAAAAAUAAAAGUCGCCAAUGAAGA
Molecule: messenger RNA, 5336 nt
Organism: Syngnathoides biaculeatus (alligator pipefish)
Lineage: Eukaryota; Metazoa; Chordata; Actinopteri; Syngnathiformes; Syngnathidae
Gene: mib1
Product: MIB E3 ubiquitin protein ligase 1
Exons: 22
Coding region: 945-4079 (1044 amino acids)
Biological process (GO): protein ubiquitination
Cellular component (GO): cytoplasm
Molecular function (GO): ubiquitin-protein transferase activity; protein binding; zinc ion binding
Source: RefSeq, a predicted model, not a curated record